Messenger RNA from Sporisorium graminicola, 1680 nucleotides. RefSeq lists its product as uncharacterized. Gene Ontology annotation, cellular component: nucleus; cytoplasm. Lineage: Eukaryota; Fungi; Basidiomycota; Ustilaginomycetes; Ustilaginales; Ustilaginaceae. Gene Ontology annotation, molecular function: zinc ion binding. The transcript has a single exon. The record is from RefSeq and is a predicted model, not a curated record. The coding region runs from base 1 to 1680 and encodes 559 amino acids.
AUGAAACGCACUACAGACCCAGCUGGAGGACCGCUACAAAAGAGAGCCAACACCGAGCUGCACGACCAGUCCGUCAUCGACGACGUCGAGAUCACCGACGCACUUCCCACCAUGUCUGCCACACCACAGCAAUCCGCUCCCGCCGACUCGAAGGACUUCUUCAAGCCCAUCGGAGAGCAUGUAGCUGACGAUGCAGCUGCCGGUGCUGAUGAUGGUACCGAGGCUGGCGAGCAAAAGAUGGUCGAAGAGAUCAGCUCGCUCUGCAUGGAUUGCCACCAGGAAGGCACUACGCGCAUGCUUCUCACCUACAUCCCCUAUUUCCGCGAGGUCAUCGUCGUCUCCUUCUCAUGCCCGCACUGUGGCAAUCGCAACAGCGAGAUCCAGUCCGCGGGCCAGAUCCAGCCCAAGGGCUGCCUCUACACCGUCCACGUCACCAACCCCACCGAUCUCAACCGUCAGGUUGUCAAGUCCGAGUUCUGCACCGUCACCAUCCCCGAGCUGCAGAUCGAGAUCCCACCCAAGAAGGGUCAGCUCACCACCAUCGAGGGUGUCAUUUCGGAUACUCUUCGUGACUUGGAGCUCGACCAGCCCUUGCGCAAGCACAUGCAGCCCGAAGCAUACGCCAAGAUCGAGCAGGUCUGCGACAAGUUGAGAGCCAUCCUCGGCGAGGACAAGCCUACCGAGGUUGAAGAGGCCGACAAGGACCAGCCGUCUUCCUCUGGUUUGCGCAGUCUCGGUCCCGUCGGUGGCAGCUCAUCUUCGAUGACGUCCGAGGAGAAGGCCAACCGCAAAGUGCCACCCUUCUCAAUCCGUCUCGACGAUCCAUCGGGUAACUCGUUCGUUGAGUUUAUGGGCGACAUUCAGGGCCGUGGCAUGUCUGACGCCAAAUGGAGCAAGCGUGACUACCCACGAUCCAAGGAGCAGAACGAGCUGCUCGGUCUUUCUGGCCCUGCUGCUGCUGGAAACGCUCAAGCCGAAGACGAACUCCACACCACUGGUUUCGACAAGGGCGCCGGCGAAACCGACUUUGACAACGAAGAGGUCUACACCUUCGCCGGCACUUGUUCGUCGUGUAAUGCACCCCUCGAGACGCGCAUGAAGAAGGUCAACAUUCCGUACUUCAAAGAUAUCCUCAUCAUGUCGACCAACUGCGAAAACUGCGGCUACAAGGACAACGAAGUCAAGUCGGGCGCCGCUAUCUCGGAGCAGGGCCGAAAGCUCACUCUCAAGGUCGAAGACAAGGAAGAUCUGUCGCGCGAUGUGCUCAAAUCCGAAACGGCUGGAUUUGCCAUCCCCGAGAUCGACCUGCAUUUGUCGCCAGGUACGCUCGGUGGCAGGUUUACCACGUUGGAAGGCUUGCUGCAACAGGUGUACGAUGAGCUGUCGGAGCGCGUCUUGAUGCGUGGUGACUCGUCGACCCAGGCCGCUACGUUUGAAGGCUUCUUGGGCAAGUUGAAGAGUGUGAUCAGUUGCGAGCUGCUGCCGUAUACUGUGAUUCUGGACGACCCGUUGGCCAACUCGUACAUCCAGAAUCCAUAUGCUCCCGAUCCGGACGAGCAGAUUAUCGAAGAGAAAUACACCAGGACAUACGACCAGAACGAGGAUCUCGGUUUGAACGAUAUCAACGUCGACAACUACCACCAGGAGGAGGCCGCUGCUGCACCUGCGACGGCUGCUUGA